AAUUUCUAUAGCAUUUCUGCAUUACUGAAUAAUAAAUCUGUGAAGAAAAAUAUACGUAUCAAGCUGUAAUUUCAUUGUUUUAAUUUAAUGGUGUUUUCACCUCUGAUUCCUUACUGAUGUGGCAUUCAUCUCAGUCCUAAGUAUGGAGAAUCAGACAAUUGUUUCUUAUUUUCUGCUCAUGGAAUUUUCCAAAGAUCGUCAUCUGCAGCUUCUACAUUUCUUCUUAUUCUUCAUAGUAUACCUGGCAACUGCAGCAACAAAUCUUUUCAUCAUAUCUGCGGUAGCUUUUGACCAUCGACUACACAGACCCAUGUACUUCUUCCUGGUGAAUUUGGCUGUGCAGGACCUGGGCAUUGUUUCAGUCAUUGUCCCCAAAUCCAUGAUAAAUUCCCUCAUGGACACCACACACAUAUCUUACUUUGGUUGCUUUGCACAAGUCUUGAUUUUUGUCUCUUUUGAAGCUUCAGAUUUAUCUCUCUUGACAGUAAUGGCAUAUGAUCGGUAUGUUGCCAUUUGCCAUCCACUGCACUAUGGAAUGGUGAUGAAUUGGAAAGCCUGCACCAAAAUUGUGAUUCUGGUGUGGGUCACAAGUGUCCUCUAUGCAAUGUUGCAUACCAGUGGCACUUUUUCCACUUCUUUCUGUUCUAAUGUUGUCAAUCAGUUUUUCUGUGAAAUACCACAAUUGCUAAAGUUAUCAUGUUCUGGAUUCAGUUUAAUUGAAGCUGGAGUUAUAUUUGUGAGUAUCACUGCAACAUUAGGUUGUUUUAUUUUUAUUUUUGUCUCUUAUACACUGAUUUUCAAGACAGUGUUGAAAAUCCCAUCUGUGAAAACAAGGCAGAAGAGUUUUUCAACUUGUCUUCCCCAUCUUAUAGUCUUUUCCAUGUUUUUGGUACCUGCAUGCUUAGCAUAUCUGAAACCUUCUUCUAAUACUUCCAUUUAUUUAGAUUUUGCAUUAACUGCCCUAUAUUCUUUACUUCCACCACUGUUCAAUCCAAUCAUCUACAGUAUAAGAAAUAAGAAAAUCAAGUCUGUGCUGUCAAAAUUGUGCAGAUUCUAACACUUUAUUUUGAAGAUAUUUUAAAAAUAUUUUUCCUUAUAUCAAAUGUUCUGUGUCUAUUUCCCUUAUUUUUGUUGAGGCUAAGGUAGAAGUAGGGUUUGCUCUUCUAGAUCAACAUAGUACUUGAGAGGAUGUCAGCCAAUGAUUCCAAAACUCUAAUUACUGCCCUGAUUGUCAGAAUGCUGUGCAUUAUUUUAGCAACAUCCUGAAUUCCACAUGUUGAAAACUGCCAUUCUAGGCUUUAGUAUCAGGAUCAGAUUAUAAUGAUGAACUGAUGCCCUCAAAAUCUUUCUAUCAUUCUCUUUAGAGAUUUCAGUUUCAGAUCCUGGUUUCUAUUCAAUACAGGCAGUCUUUCAUUAGGGAAAAAACAAACUAGAGAUUAUCUUUAUUGAAAUCACCAUCCAAAUAUUUUUCCAAUGCAUUCAUUGCAAAAUUUGGUACUGGAGCUGACUUUGUAUAUCACACUAAGCCACAGUUCAAUCACUUAUUGAGUAAGCCAAAAUUUCCUUACAUCCCAGAAAAUAAUAAGGCAUAAAUCAUGAUUUAAAAACUAUAUUAACUAGCUUUACACAAUGUAUAAACCAAAGCCAAGGAAACAAUAUGAUUUAGGAAAUUGUUUCAAUAAACCCAUAAUCUCUUUAAACCUUACGGACCAUCUUUUUAAUAAUAUUCAACUUUUAAAAGAAAUUCUUUUAGCAGGCUACUUGGUUAUUUUGCUAAUGUACAAUUUUUUUCAUGAAUUCACAUUGUUUCAAAGGGCAAAAUCUUUUCCAAAGAGCAAAAAUUCAGAUUAUUGCCAUCUUUAUUGGGAAAUACAUACUUAGUUGGCAUAUUGCAUUCCACACGUGGCUUAUGCCAGUUUGUGAUCGACAGACUUUGAGAGGAAAUGAACUCUGGAUACUGUGGAGUAUGUGUAAAGACAGACUUUUUUAAUAGUGGGUUAUUACAGAUAGUCCUUGACUUACAACAGAUUGUCUAGUGAUGAUUAAAAGUUACAAUUGCACUGAAAAA
Molecule: messenger RNA, 2068 nt
Organism: Crotalus tigris (Tiger rattlesnake)
Lineage: Eukaryota; Metazoa; Chordata; Lepidosauria; Squamata; Viperidae
Product: olfactory receptor 14A16-like
Exons: 2
Coding region: 143-1057 (304 amino acids)
Biological process (GO): G protein-coupled receptor signaling pathway
Cellular component (GO): membrane
Molecular function (GO): olfactory receptor activity; G protein-coupled receptor activity
Source: RefSeq, a predicted model, not a curated record